CUCAUCACGUCACAACCAUCGGGAGCCAAAUUCAAGUCAUGGCAACCUUCGCAGACCAUCGUGAGCGAGAUGCCACAUCGAAAGGAGGAAGAGGAAGAGGAGGAAGACGAGGUCGGCAUGAUGAUGCCAGGGUCCAGUUAUCGAAACGCCUGACCUAUGCCCUCCGGCACGGCGCGGAGAAGCUCGGUCUCCGCCUUCGCCCCGACGGUUUUGUGAGUCUGGACGAGCUCCUCAGCAAGCCGAGCUUUCGCGGAGUGUCGAGAGAGCGGGUGGAACAAAUUGCGGCGGACGAGAAGGGCCGCAUGACCAUCGCAACCUACCCGGUGUCAGGAGGAGAGGCGGCGGGCAGCGCCACCGCUUGUGCCGACCCUGGCGCGGCCACGAACCAGGCCGUCUUCAUUCGAGCCAACCAAGGCCAUUCCAUGAAGGGGGUAAUCGACGAAGAGAAACUCCUUACUAGGGUCGAGGACGCGGCCGAUGUCCCUGUCUGCGUGCACGGCACAAACCGCAAGAGCUGGUCCAGCAUCCGAGAGGAGGGGCUUCGUUGCAUGAACCGGACACACAUACACUUCGCGGCGGGGCUGCCCGGAGCAAGCGGGGUAAUCAGCGGCAUGCGCAAGGCCUGCAAGGUGUUGAUUUACGUGGACGUGGCCGCGGCGAUGUUGGACGGAGUCGUCUUCUUCCGGUCCAGCAACAACGUUAUCCUAUCCUCCGGCAAGAACGGCACCCUGGAGCCAAGGUACUUCUCCCGCGUUGACGGCGCUACUGCUACCGUGGACGAAGACGCUUCGAAGACCGUAACGCCUGACAAGCAUGAUGCAACUCCGAGGAAUCCCACGCCGCUGCCACCGGGGAAGGGGGACGGAGGACCGACCAAGGCGGCGGCAUCAAGGCAGCUGCGACCAAGAAGCGGGUGGAUGUUCAAUGACGACGCCACCGCCGAAAUGACGUGCAACGGCGGUGGAGGGGGCCUCACGGCUGGGGCAGAGGAACCGAGCCGGGGAGGGGGGGCGAUUGGGGGCAGACGGAACGAGGCACCAGCGAAGUCGGGCGGAAGGGAUGCUAGAAGGGGUGCAACGGACCCCCCGGUGGACGUGUAUGCCGUCCUCGACUUCGAGGCUACUUGCGAGGAUGAGAAAAUCGAUGGCGGCAGGUUUGGACCGAUGGAAGUAAUCGAGUUCCCAACGGUGCUGCUAGACGCACAUUCUCUCAAAGUGCUCGACGAGUUUCGCGUCUACGUACGUCCUGUCCGGCACCCCGUCCUCACACCCUUCUGCACUAGCCUGACGGGGAUAGAACAGUCCACCGUGGACGGGGGAGUUCUGUUCGAGGAGGCGCUUUCACAACACACGGAGUUCUUGCGGCGCAAUUCGUGCCUUCCCGGCCAAGAACGGUCGUGCCUCUUCGUAACAUGCGGAAACUGGGACCUCAAGACCAUGAUGCCCGCGCAGUGCAAGCUCAUCGACGCCCCGGUGCCUCCACACUUCAACAGCUGGGCCAACAUUAAGGAGGUUUUCAGGGACGAGAUGUACCGAGCCAACCGGCAGUCUCAACGGCGACCCCGUGGUGGGAAGUUGAGCGACAUGCCAGCCAUGCUCUCUGCUCUGGGCUUAGUGCUGGAAGGGCGGCACCACAGCGGGUUGGACGACUGCAGGAACAUCGCUAGGAUAGCGAUACAGCUGUGUCGCCGAAGCAGGCGGCAGAUACAAGCAACCGCUCCCCGGAAUGCCGCUGCUGGCCGCAGAUGGUAGCUCGAGCUCCAGCAACAGCCAGCCGUGCCACGUCUCCGCUUUGGACUUGAACAAAUUGUAGACGGUCACGGAACUUAUUGAGCAAGUACAACACAGAAACACUGUCACAGGACGUACUUCAUUCCCUGGUAGGCGGUUAGCUUACUACGUCGCCGACAGUUGUGGAAGAGACUACGCUUUCAGCCGAAGGAUUCUGGCCAUGCUGAUUUGAUGAACUGGUCGUAGACACCAGUCUGUGUGUAGCUGUACAUACAUGUGUUUCAGCUUGGUUGUGGUCCGCCUGUGGGCGGGGGAGAGACCGGCGUUUUUUGGUGAAACGGCUCACUUCGCCAACUACGCACCAUGCAUUAAAAAAGAUGGGAUUUGUUUUUGUUUGUUUUUCCGGUUUUCGGGGAAUGGAACCUUCAGAUAGAUGCAGAGCUUUCAUGACUGGGAGCUAAAAGGUUUAGUGGCCUCCUUUCUAGCGUGAGGUCGAAUCGAUAUACACUACAGGAAUGACGCUCUUGGAAUAUCGUCGGUUUAGGAGGCAGGCGUCGCUGACUACGUGUUGGCAAAGACGUACCUCCAUUCCCCCUUGUUCGAAGGUCAGAUGUACUGCUGUAGUAAGAGAUCCGGUGCUUGUUGCUUCCUAGAAGUACACUUGCAAAUGUGUUCGUUCUAGAAAGGUAUACUUACCCCUCUUUGGGCACUUGGCCUGUGACCACGGAAGGCGUCCGCGUCACUUGAACCAGUACGGAUACUAGAAGGUACUGAGCGGAGACCGUAACGGGUUUUAAUGUGAAGACAACAGCACUUCUAUGCAUACGACCUCGGCCCCUCUGUCGAAUGGGAGUUUAGUUAAGUGUAGUCUGUUGGUCUAAAGUGGAUGAUCAUGCUUGACCACCCGCGAGCGAGAGGGGGAGGCGUGACGGGCGGGGGGGCACUCAUGCUUUGCAUCCCCGAGUUGUGACAUCACUGACCACGCGCGUCCUCGACAGGACGGAACACUAUGCCGACGGGACCAACCAGCGAUGGCCAAUCGAUCUGGCCCCAAGGGGUGACGAUCUUCGCUCAAAGAGUUUGCAAUUUGGCGAGAGGGGCGCAACG
Messenger RNA from Ectocarpus sp. CCAP 1310/34, 2837 nucleotides. Lineage: Eukaryota; Phaeophyceae; Ectocarpales; Ectocarpaceae. The record is from the annotation of a GenBank genome assembly.